AUGGCCAUUCUCAAGAACCUCGCAGCUCUGCUGCUGGCCGCUGCUCCCUUUGCCGCUGCCGCUCCUGCCCCGUCCGGCUCUGGCAAGUACAUCAUCACCCUGAAGAACGGCAUCGCCGCCCGUGAUGUCGACUCUCACCUCGAGUGGGUCAGCGACAUCCACGCUCGCAGCCUUGGCCGCCGCAACCUCGACCUCGCUGGCAUCGGCAAGAAGUACGAGAUUGGCUCGUUCAACGGAUACUCUGGCCACUUCGACGAUGCCACCAUCGAGGAGAUCCGCAACAAUGAUGAGGUCGCCUACGUUGAAGAGGACCAGGUCUUCACUCUUUAUGGGCUGACGACCCAGUCCGGCGCGACUCACGGCCUCGGCACAAUUUCCCACCGCAACAAGGGCUCUCGCGACUACAUCUACGACAGCAGCGCCGGCCAGGGAGCGUACGCCUAUGUUGUCGACAGUGGAGUCAACACUGCCCACGUCGAGUUCGAGGGUCGUGCGUCCAAGGGCUACAACGCGGCUGGUGGCGCUUUCGAGGACACCCUCGGCCACGGCACUCACGUGUCUGGCACUAUCGCCUCCAAGAGCUACGGCGUGGCCAAGAAGGCAUCGAUCAUCGACGUCAAGGUUUUCCAGGGUCGUACUGCCGACACCUCCGUGAUCCUUGACGGCUACCAGUGGGCUGUCAAGGACAUCAUCAAUAAGAAGCGCCAGGCUCGCUCCGUCAUCAACAUGUCCCUCGGUGGCCCUAUCUCCCGUGCCUUCGACGAUGCCGUCGAGAGUGCUUUCCGCUCGGGUGUUCUGUCUGUCGUUGCGGCUGGCAACGAGAACCAGGAUGCCUCCAACGUCUCGCCCGCCCGUGCCCCCAACGCCCUCACCGUCGGCGCCGUCAACGCCGAAUGGGUCGCGUGGUACUGGAACUCCCAGCAGGGCACCAACUACGGACGAGUCGUCGACAUCAAUGCCCCCGGUGAGGAGGUCCUAUCAACCUGGAUCGGCUCGACGACUGCCACCAACUCCAUCACUGGCACGUCCAUGGCCACACCUCACAUUGCUGGCCUUGCCAUCUACCUCGCUGUUCUUGAGAACAUCAACACCCCGGCUGCCUUGACUUCGCGCAUCAAGGCUCUUGGCACCAAGGGCAAGAUUGACGGCCUCAAGGGCGGUACCGUCAACCUGCUUGCCUAUAACGGGAACCAGUAA
Molecule: messenger RNA, 1197 nt
Organism: Purpureocillium lilacinum
Lineage: Eukaryota; Fungi; Ascomycota; Sordariomycetes; Hypocreales; Ophiocordycipitaceae
Product: basic amino-acid permease
Biological process (GO): proteolysis
Molecular function (GO): serine-type endopeptidase activity
Source: RefSeq, a predicted model, not a curated record